AUGGCCCCAAUGAUGGCACGCCUCCUCCACUUUGCGCUCCUCCUUUUCUCCUCAUCCGCCCUACUUGUCUCAACGGCCAGCACUACGGACCCGAAUCCAGCUCGGCCAUGGGAAGCGUACAUCAACAGCCCGUCCACCCGGACCGUCCUCCCUCAACGGAUCCACGCCGUCUCCGGGCCCGCGAACGUGACGACCUCCGCCGAUGACGGGAGCUUCGUCCUCACCCUCCAGCCAGGAGGUCAAGUAUCCCUGGACUUUGGCUACGUCGGCGGUCUCCUCUCCAUGAUGGCAGAAUCCAACAAUACAUCAUCAUCACCCAGUAACUCAUCAGAGCCGCACUUCUCCCUCGCCUUCGCUGAAUCACCCGCCUUCGUCCGUGAGAUCUCAGACGAUACAGGCGCAACACCAACUCAAGACUACGACAAGGCCCUCAGCGUCACAAUCCCCGCUUCCUCUUCAACAACCCCCUACGCCUACACCAUGCCCAAAGAACGCUUCCGCGGCGGCUUCAAAUACCUGACCCUCCACGCCUUCCGCUCCGUAACAAUCACCUCGAUCAUCUGCCACCUAGCCUACUCCCCAUCCCAACCAAACCCCUCCCUCUGGGCAGGCCACUUCCAUACCCCGGACGACGACCUCCUAACCCGCAUCUGGCACGCCGGCGUCUUCACAGCCCAAACCAACAUCGCGCCCCCCAACACAUCCCGCUGGCUACCUCAAGUUAAACCAGGCUGGGCCUACAACGCGACCCUCGGCGUCGAGGGCCCCAUGCUCCUCGACGGCGCGAAGCGAGACCGCGCAGUCUGGCCGGGCGACCUGGGCAUCGCGGGCACGACGGCGUACCUAGGUCUCGGCGAUGCCGGGUUGGAGUCGGUGUUCUUUGCCCUGGACACCAUGUUCCUUUACCAGAAUGCUUCUACGGGUCAGUUACCCUUCGCGGGCCCGACGACUGGCUCUUGGAGACGGGGCGCGAAGAGCGAUACGUAUCAUGCUUGGACAUUGAUCGCUUGCUUCAACUACGCGAUUUUCACUCGCGACGAGGCGUGGGUUGACGGCCGGUGGGGGAACAUCACAGCGGGCGCGAGUCAUAUCCUCCGCGCCAUCGACGCCAGCAGCGGCAUAGGCCUCGCAGAGCAAGUCGAGACAAACGACUGGGCUCGUCUCGGCGGGGGAGGGUAUAACAGCGCCCUCAACGCCUUGAACUACCAUGCCCUCUCUUCCCUCGCCAGCCUUGCCGCCGACACGGCGACGGACUCCAACGACCGCGGAGAGCGGGCAACAACGUGGACGGCCGCGGCAGCGAAGCUCAAGACGGCGUACAAUGCCGUCCUCUGGGACGCCUCCGCCUCGCGGUACCGCGACAACGAGACCGCCGCGGGAGCGCUCCUCUUCCCCCAGGACGGCAACGCGCUGGCCUUGCAGUAUAACCUCACCACAUCCCCCGCCCAAGCCUCCUCCCUCUCCGCGGCACUACUACGCAACUGGAACGCCAUCGGGCCCGUCACGCCCGAGCUACCGGACACAAUCUCCCCCUUUAUCUCCUCCAUCGAAGUCCUCGCGCAUUUCGCCGCGCGGAAACCCCGUCGCGGGCUGCGGCUGAUGCGCCGCACGUGGGGCUACAUGCUCGACUCCCCGCUCAUGACGGGCACCACGCUCGUGGAGGGGAUGAGCGCCAACGGGUCGUUGUAUUACCGCUCGCAGCGGGGGUAUAACUACGACGCGGCGUAUACUUCGCUCUCGCACAGCUGGUCUACGGGGCCGACGCAGGCUCUUACCUUCAAGGUUGUCGGGCUUGAGGUUGUUGGGUGGGGAAGGUGGCGGUUCGAGCCGCAGAUGGGGGAUCUGAGGAGGGCUGAGGCGGGGUGGAGGGAUGGGAAGGGGGGUGAGUAUGGGGCUGUUGUUGUGGUUGAGGGUGGUGGUGACGGUGAUGAUGAUGGGCAGUGGAGAGAAGGGGUACUGGAGGCGGAGAUUCUGACGCCUAAUGGGACUGAGGGAGUACUUGAGAUUCCGUAUUGUGAGGUUUUGUUUGUUGAUGGGGAGAAGUGGGAUGGCGGUCGUCUCCAAGGAGGGCGGACGAAAGUCAGGGGCGAGGGAUGUCGAGUCAGUUGUUGA
Molecule: messenger RNA, 2112 nt
Organism: Colletotrichum abscissum
Lineage: Eukaryota; Fungi; Ascomycota; Sordariomycetes; Glomerellales; Glomerellaceae
Product: bacterial alpha-L-rhamnosidase domain-containing protein
Exons: 1
Coding region: 1-2112 (703 amino acids)
Biological process (GO): carbohydrate metabolic process
Source: RefSeq, a predicted model, not a curated record